Messenger RNA from Paramuricea clavata, 780 nucleotides. Lineage: Eukaryota; Metazoa; Cnidaria; Anthozoa; Malacalcyonacea; Plexauridae. The record is from the annotation of a GenBank genome assembly.
AUGUCGGAUAAAAUUGAAGCUCUGAUUAAGAAAAUUUCAAAGCAACCCAGAAAUGACAUCGUGGCAGAGUUAAUUGGGAAGGGAGAUAUUGACAGCUUGACGCAAUUUAGAUUAAAAUUGGUCGAGAAAGGGAGACAAUUUGAGACCUUCCCAAAAGGUGACCCUUAUAUUAGAAGAAAACCGAAAGGAUGCAGCAAGUUCUCGACCUUGGAAGAACAUUUGGCAAAUGAUAUUUGUGAAAUACACGAGUACUUUAAUACCGGGGUUGUCACAAUGGGGUUAAAGGACAUGUUCAAAAACGAAAAUGGAUCAUCCAAUCUAUCAGUUGUCAGUGAAGCAGGUGUGGUAAACACAAUUCACUGGUGUAGUGAUGCUGAAGCUGGUGCAGAGAAACCACUCAGUCAAGUUACCCCAAGUCAAGCAGAUGGUUUGUCAACACCUGGUGAAGCGAGGAAAUGUUGGAAGUCGAGAGACCUUACACAAAGUCUAACAGAUACGUUUUGCCAGGUGAAUUCCAAUUCACAUCCAGUCACCAAAACCAAACAUUCGGAUGAGAAAAUGUCCUGCAAAGACAUCCUAGUCUUAGUAAAAAACAUGAGAGCAGAACUCCUUGCAGUUAGGGAAGAAUGCGCUGAAUCAGUGAAAAGAUUUGAAAAUAAAGUUAAUGAACUCAAUUCUGUGUUGGAAGCUAGAGAUUCAAAAAUCCAAACGUUGGAAACUGAGAUAUCAAGCCUCAAAGGCAAUCAAAAGUCAUUCACGAGCAGUUUAAAGAGGAAAUAA